AUGAACGACGCAAAAGAAGAAAGACUCUGGGAGCUCCUGGGAAUUUACCACAGCCGCGUCCGUGACUCCAUAAUUCUCUCUCUUUUCAAAGUGAUGGAGGAAACAAAGUUGUUGACUAUGCGCAUCAAUCGGCGCGGGGUUCGAGAAAUCCUGCAGCCAGGCAUACUCCUCCACAAACAACAAAUGCCUUCUCAAGUUCAAGCCCUCAUGCUUCGAGAUCCCAAGGAAUGCCUUGAUUCUCUUUCCAGGAUUGCCCAGCUUUGCAAGAGAAGCACGUUCCGGGUCUGGAAGUACUACAAGGAUAUGGCGACCCGCAUGCUUCACCAGGAGAAGAUCAUCUUCGUCGCCCCGGAUGGCGGAAGAUCAAAACACAUUCCUCUCUCCUACUUCGUGACGAAUAAGCGUGCCCUCUACCGUGACGGUACCGUUGAUGAGAGACAUUUAAGUUAUGAGCUGUUCGUGGAUAAGUUGGUGCAAUUCUGCGGCUACGAUCCCUCUACCCACGACCUCAGUCUCUGGCACGUGGAGCCUGGAUCUCAAUCACGACCACAGGAGGCCAAUGAUGUUACCGAUCCCGAUCGUUGGAUAUCAGCUAUGAUCGAAGAGCAGAAUAUGCUGCAAAGCUCAAAGACACCGCUGGUGUUCUAUGUUGCCGAGCUGGACCGUACGUCUACACCCACCCUUCUACAAGAGCUGUCAAACUAA
Molecule: messenger RNA, 705 nt
Organism: Penicillium manginii
Lineage: Eukaryota; Fungi; Ascomycota; Eurotiomycetes; Eurotiales; Aspergillaceae
Exons: 1
Coding region: 1-705 (234 amino acids)
Source: RefSeq, a predicted model, not a curated record